Asparagus officinalis (garden asparagus) is the source of this 4101-nucleotide messenger RNA. Its product is annotated as pentatricopeptide repeat-containing protein At5g27110. Gene Ontology annotation, biological process: RNA modification. The transcript is spliced from 7 exons. Bases 28 to 2148 code for a protein of 706 amino acids. Gene Ontology annotation, molecular function: protein binding; RNA binding. NCBI's taxonomy places the organism in Eukaryota, Viridiplantae, Streptophyta, Magnoliopsida, Asparagales, Asparagaceae. The record is from RefSeq and is a predicted model, not a curated record.
AAUUCGAUAUCAACUCUCUCCAUUCUGAUGGAUGCCCAAAAGUUAUCAUUUCUUCUCAAAUCUUGCAUUUCAAACAAAUCUCUGUCCCAAGGAAAGCUCCUCCACUCUAAAUCCAUCCCUCUCGGUCUCCAACAAAAUCUCCACCUCUCCAAAUCCCUAAUCAAUUUCUACAUCUCCUUCAAUCUCUUCGACUCUGCGAAGCUCGUUCUCCAAACCAUCGAAAACCGAUCGGAAACCUCCUUAUGGAAUUCUCUCAUUGCUGCGUACUCCAAGAAUCACAUGCAAAAACAAGCCCUUCUGCUCUUUGCCAAGCUUCAUCGAAGCCCAUCCCUUAAACCUGAUAUCUACACGUACCCGAGUGCUCUAAAGGCCUGUGGUGCAUCGGGCAAUAUCAAGAAUGGGAAGAUGAUCCAUGCCCAUUUUCUGAAAUCGGGUUUCGGAACCGAUAUUGUAGCGUCAAGCUCUCUGGUUGGGAUGUAUGCCAAAUGUGGUCUUUUUGACUUUGCAGCUAGGGUGUUUGAUGAAAUGUCUGAGAAGGAUGUGGCAAGCUGGAAUACUGUAAUCUCGUGCUAUUAUCAGGAUGGACAAGCUCAGAAAGCUUUGGAAAUGUUUGAUAGAAUGGUUGAUCAGGGAUUUAAACCUGAUCCUGUGACGUUCACAAUGGCUUUAUCCGCGUGUGCAAGGGUAUCAGAUUUGGAAAAGGGGAGGAGGAUUCAUGAAGAGUUGGUGAGAAAUGGGGUUGAGUUGGAUGAGUUUGUUGGUUCUGCUCUUGUGGAUAUGUAUGGAAAAUGUGGGUGUGUAAAGGGUGGGAGAGAGGUUUUUGAGGAGAUACCAAUGAAGAAUGUUAUAACUUGGAACACGGUGAUUGGUGCUUAUUCUUUAACUGGGGAUAGCUAUUCUUGUUUGGAACUUUUCUCUAGGAUGAAUAAAGAAGGGAUUCAGCCGACAGUGACUACUGUAAGUAACUUGUUACUAGCUUUCUCCAGGAGCUCAGAUCUUAGGAAUGGCAAGUUUAUUCAUGGAUAUACGCUUAGGAAACAAAUAGAUGAUAUUUUCGCCAACAGUUUGCUUAUCGACCUUUAUUUCAAAUGUGAAAAUGUUAAUUACGCUGAAUCUUUGUUCGAGAGAAUGCCAAAGGAAAACACAGUGACAUGGAAUGUGAUGAUAUCUGGUUAUGUAGCAACCGGUCUUUACUUUAAAGCUCUUAAUGCUUUCAAUGAAAUGAGAAUGUAUAGUAUCAGACUGGAUGCAUUUUCAUUUGCAAGUGUUUUAUCUGCUUGCGCACAACUGGCAGCUAUUGAACAAGGGAAGGAGAUCCAUAAGCAAAUCAGUGACUGUAAUUUGGAGUCUCACGAGAUUGUUAUGUGCGCUCUUCUUGAUAUGUAUGCAAAGUGUGGAGCAGUCAAGGAAGCAAGAUUAGUUUUUGAUGGAUUGCAGUUCAAGGACAAAGUGUCAUGGACUUCCAUGAUAACUGCUUAUGGAUCCCAUGGCCAAGCUUCCGAAGCUUUGGAGAUUUUCAAUGAAAUGGUGAGAUCAAAUGUAAGACCAGACAAUGUCGCAUUUCUUGGAGUUCUCUCUGCUUGUAGCCAUGCUGGAUUAGUUGAUGAAGGCUGUUAUUACUUCAACCAAAUGACAAACUACUAUGGAAUUAAACCAGGUGUUGAGCAUUUCUCAUGCUUAGUUGAUCUUUUAGGGCGAGCUGGAAGGUUGAAAGAAGCACUAGAGAUUCUUAAAAGCAUGACUAAUAUUAAAUUAGAUGCUGGUUUGUUAGGUUCUUUGUUCUCUGCAUGUAGCUUACAUGGGAACUUGGAGUUAGGAGAGGAACUUGCUAGGUUUCUUGUCGAGAUGGACCCGGAUGAUCACUUUACUUAUGUAGUUCUAUCUAACAUGUAUGCUUCUGCUGGAAAAUGGACUGAGGUCCGCAAGAUGAGAUCAGCGAUUAAAGAGAGAGGAUUAAAGAAAAACCCUGGGUGUAGUUGGAUUGAGAUUGACAAGGAAAUCCACCAGUUUUAUGCAGAUGAUGAUUCACAUCAACAGACUGAGUGGAUAUAUGAAUGUUUGGAGAAACUUUUGAGGAAUAUGGAGGAGGAUAAAUGUGAUUUGUUCGGAAUAGUAAACAGUUGGAUGGAUGAGAAAAUAUUUGAGUAGAGUGGUUAUUUUCUUUUAGGUCGCCAACAGUACCAAUUGAACUUUCAUGCAGUAGCGCUUAAAUUUUCAGAUGCACUUCGAGGAUAAGGUGAUGACUGAAAGUGGGGGUAUAGUGGCUUCCAGAAUUCGAAGAAAGGAGUCAUUGCUUGGAACAACAGUUUAUUUGAAGCCACUGUGUCAAAUUCCCCUGAGCUGUGGUUUUUGCCGUUUGGUUUUGGCAACAAGAGUGAUGCUACUGUUGGUAUUCCUCUUGAAUCAGUGAAUGGUGUUGAUUUGAUUAGGAAAUCAUACGUGCACAACGCAAAGGAGGAGAAGGACCUUGCUUCUCAUUGCUAAAUAUCUUCAGGUCAUGUUAUAUGUUUUAUCUUUGUAGCCCUUAGCAAGGGAUUGUGGGUUGUACAUAUCUUGUUGAAAAUCUUGUAAAAGCCAAAAGUGAAAUUGAUCAUUAUUAAAACCAAACACAUCAAUAAAGUUCACACGGUUUACUUUUUCGAAUAAUCCUUGUCAAAACCAUUUAGAUAAUUGUAGUAAUACAUUAGUCUUAUUUAAAAAUCUCGCUGAAGCCAAAAUAGAAUGGUAAUUAUUUUAAAUCACACACAUCAAGAGUUUAACACAUGAUUUACUACUUUAAUGAUCUCAUUAAGUUCCUACUAAUUCAAUGUGUGUGGAUUAGGCCAAAUAACAACCGCAACCUUUUGACUGCUCGAGUUUAAUUUAACCACUAAAGGAAUGAUAAUCUCACAACCUAGGUUGCAUGCCAUUAAACAUAAUGGUGAUGAAUGGAUUGAAUUUGAGCUAGAGCCUCAAAGUUUUCUUUUAUUCCUCGUAGAGCAAGCAAUACAGGUAAUAAUGGGUGUGAUUAAGAGCAGGAUUUUGACUAUCUGGGGGACUGUAUACAUUGGAAAUUACAUGGUGGAGGCUAGUGUGAGGCUGGAUCACCCCACAUUUGCUCUCGUAAGAAAAUCUACAGUCCUUGAGUUGGGCGCUAAAAGGGCUAAGCUCAUUGAGACAUUCAAAAACUCCGGUGUCACUUUGCUUAUAAUGAACUAUAAUUACAACGUGUAUAAUUAUGUUGUCUUUCAUAAAUUUAUAAGUAUUACAUGUUUUCAGUGUAGGGAGAUAUGUAUGAUUAUAAGAGCAUGGUAAAAGCAAGAAAGUGGAUAUAGUGAUCUCCAAGUUGCUGUAUAAAUCACUUCAACAGUCAGCUGAUCAAGUUAACAUCGUUGAUGCCAUUAAAGAAGCUGGAAAUGUCAAGUUAUUUUUGUGAGGGAAGAAAAUAUUGCAACAUACACAAUAAAAGCUGCUUGGUGACCCGAGAGCCAUGAACAAGAUCUUAUAUAUGAAACUACAGGCCAACACAUACUCUCACAAUGAGCUCAUCCAUCUGCAGGAGAAGUAAGACUGGGAAAGACUUUGUAGAGGAUCUAUAUGCCUGAAGAAGUGGAUCUGAAGUAAAUACGAGGAAGACAAGUCCUCGUUUUUACAUAGAAGGAGAGAUAUUUGAGGAGCUUUCAAAAGUUGAAGGGCUCAAUGAGGACGCAUAGCUUGUAGCCUACAACUAUCUUACUGAGGAUGCGGCUCGAGGAAGGAACUUCAUUGGGUUACCAAUUCAUCGGAGGAAAAUAUGGUUGGAGAUUAAGCUUGGAUGGGAAUCACACAAUGUUGGUAUCAGUACUAGGAGGAGAUGAAGAAUGCGAGAUUGAUGUUUUGAUGGGCUCACUAACGUCAAAAACCAAAAACCAAGGACUUUGGCAUCUCUCUCUCUCUCUCUCUCUCUCUCUCUCUCUCUCUCUCUCUCUCUCUCUCUCUCUCUGGUUAAGGUUCUCUAUAUGAAAUUGAUUGUAAUAGAUUUUGUUGGUUAAGAUCUUCUAUAUAAAAUUGAUUGUAAUAGAUUUUGUGACUAGAAAUGAAUUGUACUUUAUAUUAGGAAUAUCAUGACAUUUACUUCAGAUU